ACGUGCAAACAGUUCAUGGAGCAGCUGGAGAUGCGGGUAAACUACGAGAACCCGAUGUUAUUCCUCGAGGACUUUGAAAAGAUUGCAGAUGGGACGACGAGCACGGUGUACAAGGCGAGAGAGAAACGAACGAGGGUUGAGGUGGCAGUUAAGAGGAUCAACCUGAACCUUCUGAAGGACAAGCAGCUGGUCAUUAAUGAGUUGAGCAUCACGAAGAAGUUGAACCAUGCCAACAUCGUGCAGUUCGUGGACAGCUUCCUACUUGAAACUGAACUUUGGAUCGUCAUGGAGUACAUGCAGGCUGGAACGUUGGCCGAUGUUGUCGCAAGUUCAAGAAUGAUAGAGCAGCAGAUAGCCACGGUGAGCAAGCGUUUGUUAGAAGGCCUGUCGUACCUGCACUCCAGGGGCAUCAUUCACAGGGACAUCAAGUCCGACUGCGUGCUGAUUCGAGAGGAUGGAGAGGUAAAACUGUCGGACUUCGGAUUCUCCAUAGAACUCACCCCAGAGACCCCACGACGAAGGUCCCUGGUUGGCACUCCCUACUGGAUGUCCCCUGAGAUCAUAUCCAGGGAACCUUACAACACUGCUGCUGAUAUCUGGUCAUUCGGCAUCUUGGUGUUUGAGAUGGUGGACGGGGAGCCUCCCUACUUCAACGACAUUCCACCACACGCCAUGAGGAAGAUCAAGGAGGAGUCAGUACCUGUCAUGGCCAACUUGUCCAGGGUGUCACCAAUGUUGCAAGGAUUCGUCGAGAAGAUGAUCGUUAAGGAUCCGUUGAACCGACUCUCCGCCUCGGAGCUGUUGUGGCAUCCCUUCUUGAAGAAAGCAUGUUCCAACCACUGCCUCUUACCUCUUCUUAAAAAAUAA
Messenger RNA from Helobdella robusta, 867 nucleotides. RefSeq lists its product as hypothetical. The annotation marks the transcript as partial. The record is from RefSeq and is a predicted model, not a curated record. Gene Ontology annotation, molecular function: protein serine/threonine kinase activity; ATP binding. NCBI's taxonomy places the organism in Eukaryota, Metazoa, Annelida, Clitellata, Rhynchobdellida, Glossiphoniidae. The transcript has 6 exons. Gene Ontology annotation, biological process: intracellular signal transduction; protein phosphorylation; regulation of MAPK cascade. Gene Ontology annotation, cellular component: cytoplasm.